AUCAUAAUGUCUCAAACAUGGGGCGCGAUAAAGAAUAUCACUAGGCCUGGAGAUUACGAGGUGACAGUGAAGGCGGCACUCUCCUUGUGGUUAUAUUGAGUGACCUGACCCGUUUGUCUCCUGUCACAACGUUUUCACAGCAGAUACGAAACUUUAAAUGCACAAUGCAGCGUUUGGUUCAAAAGGUGGACUUCUCCGGGCACCGACACUGAAAGCGGCGGAAGAGCAGAUUUGUAGAAACCCAGCUACAUCAGGAGGAGCACCACAUGCUAACUUUCCUAGCUAGCUACACUGUUAGCAUCUUAGCAGCUGUUCCGUCCACUUGAAGGCAUCACUGAGGCUACUACACACUCUAUAAAGACUAAACACAGUCUAUGGUACCACGGAGACCGGCAACAUGACCUCAGCUUCCACUAAAGUUGGGGAGAUCUUCUCCGCAGCUGGAGCUGCCUUCACCAAACUAGGAGAGCUCACCAUGCAGCUUCACCCAGUGGCGGACUCCAGCCCUGCAGGUUCCCAUCCUCCCUCCAGCGGUCAGACCAAGAGCACCGUGAAGAGGAAGCUAUAUGAAGACGGGGCUCUGCCCGCCUCCUCGGACGGGCCCAAGAAGGUCAUCAAGAAAACCACUGUUGCCAUGGCGACGAAAGGCACUCCGACCAUCGUCUCUGUGCCCAAAGCUCAGGUUGUCAUGGCAUCAGGACUACAGGGUUCCCCCUCCAGGCAGCCCACGCUGAAGAAACAGAAGACCGCAGGUGAGUCGGGAAAACUGCAACAUAAAACGUAUUCUGUUGUGAAUGUUCCAGUUACUUCUUCAUCAAACCUGACAAUCAAACAACAACGUAGAAUCCACACACUGUUUAUUUUACUCCUGGGAGAACGUUGUUGAUCAGUAAUCGAUCUCCAUCGGGCACAAAAUAUUUCCACAAGCGUCAUAUUAUCUCAAAAUGAUAACAUGUUUGAACUUGCUUAAAGGUGCAAAUGUAGAGCAUAUCUGUGAUUGAGGGACGGCCUCCUCAACAUGGGGGCGGCUGAGCCGACGGCUGGCGGCUAACGGCGCUAACAGUGCAACCAACCGCAACAGUGCUGACAGUGUUAACCGGA
Messenger RNA from Anarrhichthys ocellatus (wolf-eel), 1101 nucleotides. Its product is annotated as chromatin complexes subunit BAP18-like. NCBI's taxonomy places the organism in Eukaryota, Metazoa, Chordata, Actinopteri, Perciformes, Anarhichadidae. The record is from RefSeq and is a predicted model, not a curated record. The transcript has 3 exons. Bases 398 to 886 code for a protein of 162 amino acids. Gene Ontology annotation, cellular component: NURF complex; MLL1 complex.